Drosophila serrata is the source of this 1202-nucleotide messenger RNA. It is a transcript of the gene Spn43Aa, whose product is annotated as Serpin 43Aa. Gene Ontology annotation, molecular function: serine-type endopeptidase inhibitor activity. NCBI's taxonomy places the organism in Eukaryota, Metazoa, Arthropoda, Insecta, Diptera, Drosophilidae. The record is from RefSeq and is a predicted model, not a curated record.
AGGCGCAAUGGACCGCUGGCUGAGCAUUGUACUUCUAGGGGCACUGCUGGCCCUGGUCUCUGGACCGGGGAGCCAUGGCAACACGAUCAAGGAGCGCAACCUUUUCGCCACAGAGCUAUUUCAGACACUGGCCACCGAUCGCCAGGAUGAGAACGUGAUCAUCUCGCCGGUGUCCAUCCAGUUGGCCCUGGGCCUGGCAUACUACGGAGCGGAGGGCAGGACGGCGUUGGAGUUACAGAAGACACUGCACGCCUCGGCCAAGGAGAGCAAGGAUGGGCUGGCCGAGACCUACCACAACCUCCUGCACUCCUACAUCAAGUCCAAGACAGUGCUGGAGAUUGCCAACAAGGUCUACACCCGAGAGAAGCUGAAGGUGUCGGACCACUUCCGGGAGGUGGCCCAAAAGUACUUUGACUCCGAGGUGGAGCCGCUCGACUUCAGUCGCGAAACGGAGGCGGUGGAGAAGAUCAACCAGUGGGUCAAGCAGCAGACGCAGGACAAGAUCGAGCGAGUGGUGGACAGCCUGGAGCCGGACACCAACGUGGCCCUGGUAAACGCCAUCUACUUCAAGGCCCGCUGGGCCCGACCCUUCAACGACGAAGACACCCGCGACCGGGAGUUCUGGCUGAGCGAGCGACAGUCUGUCCAGGUGCCCACGAUGUUUGCCGACAACUGGUACUACUAUGCCGACUACCCCGAGCUGGACGCCAAGGCCAUCGAGCUGUUCUUCGAGAACAUCAACCUGACCAUGUGGUUCAUCCUGCCCAACCAGCGUUCCGGACUGCAGGCUCUGGAGCAGAAGCUCAAGGGCGUUGACUUCAAGCUGCUCGAGGAGCGUUGGCAGUGGCAGAGCGUCUCGGUCUACCUGCCCAAGUUCAAGUUCGAGUUUGACACCGACCUCAGGCCAACGCUGCACAAGAUGGGGAUCAGCGCCAUGUUUUCGGAUGCAGCCGACUUCAGUAACAUUUUCCAGGACUCUCCCAUUGGCACACGAAUCACCAAGGUGCAGCACAAGACCUUCAUUGAUGUGAACGAGAUCGGGUGCGAGGCGGCUGGUGCCAGUUAUGCCGCAGGGGUGCCCAUGUCCCUGCCCUUGGACCCGAAGACCUUUGUGGCCGACCAUCCGUUUGUGUUCAUCAUUCGCGACAAGCACGCGGUUUACUUCACUGGCCACAUUGUCAAAUUUUAGCCUUCUCAUAUAU